AUGAAUAUAUUAGAUUUGCAUGAAAAUAUGGGCCUGAUUCUCCAGCCUACCCCAGAGAUUGUCUUUGAUGUCUAUGGGACCCUCCCAGGUGACCAAAUUCUCUCACUGCGUCAGCAGGGACAACCCUCUUCAAGGCAGAAGCUUGCAGAGAUGCCUGUAAAGGAGGAGGUAAAACUGAUUGCAGACGAGAUGAGGAGGCUACAGAAGCAGAUUGGGAUUGCAGCAGAGAAGAGAAAGAGUUAUGGAGCCCAUGUGAAGCGGCAGUUGCAGGCCCAGCAAAAUGAAAUCAAGUCGCUGACUCAAGGACACCUAGAGGUGGCAUUAACAAUGCGCCAGAUCAUGACCAGCAGAAGCCCCAUCCUGGCUGACAGAAAUCGUGUGAAGAUCAACCGCCUCUUGCAGAUAAAAAGCCAGAACGAGGCAGUGAUUAGAGAGAGAAAAGCCCAGCUGGCUGAACUGGACAAGCAGAUACUUGAGCUGGAAAAAGAGAUUGCAAAGCAAAAGCAGAGAACAGUGAAGGCAAAGCAAGCCAAGGAUAGCAAACUGCUCCAAAAGAAGAUUGAGAUGCUGGAGAAGCGUCUCUACAACGUCACUGUCCGGUUCAAUACCAACCUUGCCAGAAAUAACAAGCUCCGUGAAGAGAUUGAAAACAUGAGGAUCCAAAAGGCUGUUUUGGACAAUGUCUAUUGGAAGCUCCAUAACAAGCUGGAGCAGCAGAGGCAAAGGAUGAACACUGCCAUGGAGCAAUGUGCAGAGGCCAAAGAGCAGCAGAUGGAGGCACUGUCAACAAUAGAUGAGAUAAAGAAAAGGAACCUCCAGGAGACUAUCCAGUACAGGGAGGAGCUGGAGAAGCUGAAAUACAUCCCCAUAAAGGAGACCAAACUGAGAAACUUCAUGGUCUCCAAAUUAACUGAUCGGUCUAGAUUGGAGGAGAAAGGCAAAAAGGAGAAAGCCUUGAAAGCAGCCGAGCGAGCCAGGAAGAGACAGUGGGAGAGCAUGGAGAGCCGGAAGGUGUGUUACAAGCUCCUUAUGGAGAUGUCAGAGGACAACGACAUUGACCAGCUCAUGAACACCUUCAUGAAAAGGGAGGACAAGAACUUCUCCAGCUUCAGCUACUCCAUCAAGUUGCAGGAUGAUGUGGAGAAGUUGAAGCAGCAGAUCAACGACGUCCAGAUGAAAAUUUCAGCCCUCACCACAGACCAGAAGCAUGCAGAGAGCGGCAGCCUUCGUGUCCUGAAAGAGCUGAAGGCGAAAUUAACGGAAACCAUAACGGAGGCCAACUUGUGUGAGGAGAACUUGAAGGAGACCAGCAAAAUCCUGGGCCAGAAAAAAUCAGACAUGGAAGCCCUGCUGAAAGAAAUCAGCGGCGACAAUGAGAUAAUAGAGCAGCUCAAAGAAACAGGGCAGAUCACCCAUCACAGCCUGGUGCAGUUUUUUGGUGUCCUGGAGAGGAUGACCAACGAGCUGCUGCUGAAGGAGUCCAUCCUACGAUAUAUAUUAGCUGAGGGCUCUGAUGAACCCCAGCCCUUCAUCAGCCCACUGCUGGGUGGCACUGGACUCACCCAGGAGACCGAUCAGACCCAGCUCCAGCUGAGGCCCCCAGCCCUGGACCGCGCUGUUGAUGUCAUCGCUGCCCUGGAAGAGCCACUGGACCACCAGCAGCUGCGCCAGCUGGUUCUGCAGAGCUACCAGCAAGGAUCGGAGCUUUGA
Messenger RNA from Dryobates pubescens (Downy woodpecker), 1710 nucleotides. It is a transcript of the gene CCDC63, whose product is annotated as coiled-coil domain containing 63. Gene Ontology annotation, biological process: cilium movement; outer dynein arm assembly. The transcript is spliced from 11 exons. Gene Ontology annotation, cellular component: axoneme. The coding region runs from base 1 to 1710 and encodes 569 amino acids. Lineage: Eukaryota; Metazoa; Chordata; Aves; Piciformes; Picidae. The record is from RefSeq and is a predicted model, not a curated record.